CGGCCUUGAUUCAUUGUUUUUUUCUGUUUUGUUUACACGAAUCUUGAUAUAUAGUCAAAACAAAAUCAACAUAGCUAAAUAAUUGUCUGGAAUUGAAAUGAAUACUGAUCAUCAGCAGCAUAAUAUUCGAAUGGCAACUAAUGUUACAGGUAAUCAUCAACAUCGACGAUUAUCAUCACCACAAAUAGCCAUCACAACCAACAAUGAUAACAACAACAACAACAACAACAUGGAUCUAAUGAAUGAAAAGACAAAAAUUUUUUGCGAACGUAUAUCACAAGUAUAUGAUCGAUUAAGAAAUGAUUUUAAACAGAUGCGAUUAUCAGCGCAAUCUACAACAAACACUGUGGAUAAUAAAGAUGUAACAUUUAUCGAUCAAAAUAACAACGAUAUUGGUACAAAAAUAUCGAAUCAAAAUGAUAAAAAAUUAUCAAAUGAAGAUUCGGAAUUGGAUCAACAACAACAACAAGCACCAAUUGAACUAAAUGAUCCAUCAUGGCAAGAAAAACUUGAUAAACAUCUUGAAUAUUUAACAAAUCAAAUGUUUCGUAAAUGUUUACAACGUAAUGGUUAUAAAACUAAUGAUAAUAAUUGGUUUAUAGCAAAAGGUGGUUUUGGUUCAGUAUUUCGUAUUGAACGUGAUGAUAAUCGUUAUGCAUGUAAAGUUAUAUCGAAUGUUAUGCAAAAAAUUCAAUCAUCACAACAACAUAAAAAUAUUAAUAACAAUAACAACAACAACAACAACAACAAUGUACUGAAUACAACUAAAAUGCGAUCUCGAUUCUAUAAUGAAGUUAAUAUUAUGCGUCGUGCUAGUCAACAUGAAAAUAUUGUUACCCUAAUUGAUUAUUUUGAAAAUGAUUGUUCAUUGAAUGAAAAUCAAAUUGUUGACAACAUUAACAACAAUCAUUGUGAUCCGGAUCAAUCGGCUGGUGAUGAAAUGGCUUUACAACAACAACAACAACAACAGAAACAACAGCAACAACAACAACCAUUAUUUAAAUGUUGUUUUAUCAUUAUGGAAUAUGCUAAUUCUCAAACAUUAAGUCAUUAUCUGAAAAAAUAUCGAAAAUUAAACGAAAAUAUUUGUCGAUUAGUUUUUGCCGAUAUGAUUAGUGCCGUACGAUAUCUACAUGGACAACGAAUUGUACAUCGAGAUAUAAAAUUAAGCAAUAUGCUUUUACAUCGUCCUGCAAAUAAUAAUCGACAAAAUGAUCGUUUUAAUUUUAUUGUUAAAUUAUGUGAUUUUGGUCUUAGUACAUUGGUUGAUCGUAAUGAUGAAAAUUUGGAAAACAACAAUCGAAAUUAUACGAACAACAACAACAACAAUGGUAGUAGUAAUAGAACUGAUGAUGAACGAGAAAUAUUUUUCAAACCAGUUGGAACAUCAAUCUAUAUGGCACCGGAAAUAUUACGUUCAUAUUAUUUUUAUUCAAAAAAAGAUAUCGAUAUGAUUAGUCCAUAUUGUGCAUAUAAAGGUGAUGUUUGGGCAUUAGGUGUUUGUCUUUUUUAUACAUUACAUGGUUUUUAUCCAUUGGAUGUUGUACGUUUUAAUACAAAACAAGAACGAAUUGAAGCAUUAAAACAAAUAUUUGAACCAUCAAAUGAAUGGCAACAACAACAACAGAAAUAUCAUUGUAAUAAUGAUUCAUCAUAUACACGAACAUAUAGUAGAAAUAUAGAGAAAAGAUUACGAAAUUAUAAUUAUCGUCUUAGUUCUAAUUGUAGAGAUUGUUUAUCAUGGAUGUUGGCCGUACAACCAUCAAAACGAGCUACAAUCGAUGAAAUUGGUGAACAUCCAUUCAUAGCUCAUGCUUUUAAUAAUAACAAGAACAACAACAACAACAACCGUCGUAACAAGGCAUAUAUUAUCUGAAGAAAAAUUUGAUCAUCUCUAUUAAAAAACGAAAAA
This is a messenger RNA of Dermatophagoides pteronyssinus (European house dust mite), 1912 nucleotides long. RefSeq lists its product as uncharacterized. Gene Ontology annotation, cellular component: cytoplasm. Lineage: Eukaryota; Metazoa; Arthropoda; Arachnida; Sarcoptiformes; Pyroglyphidae. Gene Ontology annotation, molecular function: protein serine/threonine kinase activity; ATP binding. Gene Ontology annotation, biological process: regulation of autophagy; peptidyl-serine phosphorylation. The record is from RefSeq and is a predicted model, not a curated record.